Molecule: messenger RNA, 2203 nt
Organism: Zeugodacus cucurbitae (melon fly)
Lineage: Eukaryota; Metazoa; Arthropoda; Insecta; Diptera; Tephritidae
Product: facilitated trehalose transporter Tret1
Exons: 6
Coding region: 247-1659 (470 amino acids)
Biological process (GO): transmembrane transport; carbohydrate transport
Cellular component (GO): membrane
Molecular function (GO): sugar transmembrane transporter activity
Source: RefSeq, a predicted model, not a curated record
GCAAUGCCGUUGUUAGUCGCCAGAAUUCGUCGCCGCAAGUGAUUGAGUAAGAAAAUGUAAAAAAAGUGAAAAGUGGAGGAGCUACUGAAAUGCUAAGUGCGCCGCGAAUAGUGAUCCUGAUCCUUAGUGAAAAAGAUACAGAAAUUGAGUGAAAUUUAUAUUCCAUUAUUUGCAAUUUUCGAAAGCUAAAAGUGUCGGCUGGAACUGAUUUCACGGCAAGGAUAUCAAAAUAAAGAAACCAACAAAAUGCUGUUCAACAUGUGCAAGAACUCGCAGGGUGUUUUUAACAGCGCUUAUCGCAUGCAAUUAUUGGCGGCAGUCAGUGUUACCAUAAUUACGUUUUGCAAUGGCAUCGCCCUUGGUUGGUGCUCGCCCAUUCUGGCCAAAUUACAGUCGCCCACCGAAAACCCCCUUGAUUUUACCGCUACAGUACAGCAAGCCUCAUGGAUCGGUUCAUUGAUUAGCGCCGGCGGUGUGACUGGCAAUCUGCUCUUUGGUGUGCUGUUGGAUCUCAUCGGUCGCAAAGCUUGCAUUUAUCUAAUCGCAAUACCACAUAUGUGCUUCUGGGUGUUAGUCUAUUUCGCGCCAUCCAUUGAAUACCUGUACGCUGCGCGUUUCGCUUCCGGCAUGACUGGAGGUGGUACUUGGGUCGUAAUACCGAUUUUCAUCGGGGAAAUCGUAGAUCCAACUAUACGCGGUCGCCUCACCUCAUUGUUCACGCUCUUCCUCAAUGUUGGCAUGUUGACUGGCUAUAGCCUCUCUUCAUAUGUACCAUACCAUAUUAUACCAAUUGUGGCGAUUGUGUUACCCCUGCUCUAUUUACUAAUCGUAACUUAUUUCCCCGAAUCGCCUUCGUAUCUGCUGCAUUGCGGAAAAGAGGAGGAAGCAGAGAAGUCAUUGAAAUUCUACUCGAACUAUACAGCUUCAACUAAACUGGAGAUUGAGAAAUUCAACGUUAAAUAUGCGGAAUUGAAAACUGCCGUACAACAACAAAAAUCACAAUCGGACGCGGUCACACUGCGCGAUUUCUUCACGAAGCGCUCUUUACGCGCCUUGCUCAUCGCCAAUACGGUCUUCUUCAUUAAUGUAGCAACCGGCAGCUUUACGUUGCUCAGCUACAUGUCCACCAUCUUUGUGGCUGUUAAAACCGAUAUUCAUCCCGACACGAAUACCGUCAUCAUCGGUGUGGUUCAAAUUUUAGGCGCCUAUAUCGCUAUCAUUUUGGUCGAUCGUUUUGGGCGCAAAGUGUUACUCAUGAUCUCCUCAGCUUCCAUCGGUAUUUGCUUGGCUGCCUUCGGUACGUACGCAUUUUUCGUGGAAGAAACAAGUGUGGAUUUAACAUCAUUUAGCUCGUGGUUGCCACUCGUACUCAUGGCUCUGAUUAUACUCACGGCAAAUUUGGGCGUUAUACCAAUUCCUGCAGUAGUUGCCGUCGAGAUUCUACCACCAAAGAUUCGUGCAAAGGGUAUAUCGUUUAGCGUAGCAUUGCUGAGUUUCUUCUCUUUUGUCCAACUGAAGGUCUUUCCACCAUGUAUGGAAGCUUUCGGGUUGGCGGCGACUAUUUGGACUUGUGCGGCAUUCGCGGCCUUAGGUCUAUUAUAUACAACAAUAUUUUUGCCAGAGACGAAGGGAAGGUCCAUGAACAUAGACGAAGACUAAUUGACAACUUAACGUAUCAGCUUAUCAUAUCAUAUUUAUAAAAAUAUGAUGGAUAUUUGUGUGGGAAUAUAUAGCUUUCUCUAACUCGAAGGAAGAAGGAGCACUUGGCGUCCACAAGUCAAAAAUUGUAUUCGAAAAUAAAUCAAACAUAUAGAAAUGUUUUCGGCUUAGGCUGUGAACUUUGACAUAACUUUAUCCAUUAGCUGCAGGCCAUUAAAACCAGAGAAAAUAUAUAUGCUCGCAACGCGUGCCAAAUACAGUGUCUAAGUGAAAAUGUCUGAUGACCCUCAGACCUACCGAACAACCGGAGCAACAUGCAGCAACAAAAAUACGACGCACGGAAGUGUACUUGAAUGAUUUUAAGUGGAAAUGUAAACAAAAGGAACUUUUACGAAAAUUCGUUGUUUUGUUUCCUGUUUGUGUAUAUAUGUAUGUAUAUAUAGGAGGACUGUUGUUGAUGUAGUACAACAAUUGCAAUGACUUCAAGUCAGCAUUUAUGUGAAUAUGUUUGUUUAUAAAGCUCGUUGUUUUUGUUGCACUGAAA